UUUCACGCUGUUCUCUAUCUAGCAAGAUCAGUUAUUCUAAUGGCUCCAAAGGCCGAGAAGAAGCUCGCCGCAGAGAAAAAACCCGCCGCAGAGAAGCCCGCGGAAGAGAAAGAGAAGAAGGCUGGGGUGUCCGAGAAAGCUCCCGCAGGAAAGAAGCCGCGGGCGGAGAAGAGGCUUCCGGCGUCAAAAGAGGUUGGCGCUGCGAGCGACAGGAAGAAGAAGAGGGCCAAGAAGUCAGUCGAGACCUACAAGAUCUACAUAUUCAAGGUGUUGAAGCAGGUUCAUCCCGACAUAGGCAUCUCUAGCAAGGCGAUGAGCAUCAUGAACUCGUUCAUUAAUGAUAUAUUCGAGAAGCUCGCUCAGGAGUCAUCUCGCCUCGCUCGUUAUAACAAGAAGCCGACCAUCACGUCCAGGGAGAUUCAGACUUCGGUUCGGCUUGUUCUGCCUGGGGAGCUAGCUAAGCAUGCGGUUUCUGAGGGAACCAAGGCCGUUACUAAGUUCACAAGUUCUUAGAUCCGGUUCAUCUUCCCCCCUUGUUUUUUUGCUGGUUGUUUUAUUUUAGUUAGGGUUAGGUUUAGAUUUUGCUUUACUCUCUGGUUUGGGAUAUGUAAUUAGCAGGAAAACUUAUGAUAUCUUCUUGGAUUUUAAUCAAGAAUCCGGUCAUCUUUAGAUAUCAAAAA
Messenger RNA from Dendrobium catenatum, 680 nucleotides. Its product is annotated as histone H2B.11. The record is from RefSeq and is a predicted model, not a curated record. Gene Ontology annotation, cellular component: nucleosome. Lineage: Eukaryota; Viridiplantae; Streptophyta; Magnoliopsida; Asparagales; Orchidaceae. The coding region runs from base 40 to 513 and encodes 157 amino acids. Gene Ontology annotation, biological process: nucleosome assembly. Gene Ontology annotation, molecular function: protein heterodimerization activity; DNA binding; structural constituent of chromatin. The transcript has a single exon.